CUGUUCUUUACCAGAUCUUCAGGCUGCACCCAUAAAGAGGCAAAUCCUUGUAGUCUCUGCCUCACCUGGCCAGCUACAGUCCAGCUGAUCACAACGGAACUGAUGUUCAAUGGCUAGAAACAGAGGCGACAAGUGGCUGAAAUGAAUAUGACUGCUAUUCUACAAGAGAUCUUGAUUAAAAGGUCACAACAGAAGAAGAGGACUUCUCCUUUAAACUACAAAGAGAGGCUUUUUGUACUUACAAAUUCUAUGUUAACAUAUUAUGAAGGUCGAGCAGAGAAAAAGUACAGAAAAGGAUUUGUGGAUAUUUCAAGGAUUAAAUGUGUGGAAGUUGUACAAAAUGAUGGUAUUAUUCCCUGUCAAAAUAAAUAUCCGUUUCAGGUUGUAUAUGAUGCUAAUACACUUUAUAUUUUUGCACCAAGUGCACAAAGCCGGGAUCAGUGGGUGAGGAAUCUGAAAGAAGGAAUAAAGAACAACAGCAAUAUAAUGAUAAAAUAUCAUCCUAAAUUCUGGACAGAAGGAAUUUAUCAGUGCUGCAGACAGACAGAAAAAUUAGCACCUGGCUGUGAAAAAUACAAUCUUUUUGAAAAUAGUGUAGUAACGCUGCCCUUGCCAAUGCCAGAAAAAAGUAUGCGACGGCCACCACCACCUGUUCCUCCAGCUGAGGAAAAUGACAAUGAAGAGGAGGAGAUAGUGGUUGCGAUGUAUGACUUCCAGCCUACAGAACGUCAUGAUUUAAGGUUAGAUAAAGGUGAAGAAUAUACAGUAAUCGAGAAGAAUGACAUUCACUGGUGGAAGGCAAGAGACAAACAUGGGCAUGAAGGAUAUAUUCCAAGCAACUAUGUAACAGGAAAGAAGUCCAACAACCUUGAUCAGUAUGAGUGGUACAGCAGGAACCUGAAUCGCAGCAAGGCAGAGCAACUCCUUAGAAAUGAGGACAAAGAAGGUGGUUUUGUGGUGAGAGAUUCAAGUCAGCCUGGCCUGUAUACAGUUUCCCUUUAUACAAAAUUUGGAGGGGAAGGUUCAUCAGGAAUAAGACACUACCAUAUAAAAGAAACAGUGACAUCACCAAAGCAAUACUACCUUGCAGAAAAACAUCUCUUUAACUCCAUUCCAGAGAUAAUUGAGUAUCACAAACAUAAUGCAGCAGGUCUUGUUACCAGGCUGCGUUACCCUGUGACCCCAGAGAAGACAACAGCACCAACAACUGCAGGAUUCAGCUAUGAGAAAUGGGAAAUUAAUCCAUCAGAGCUGACUUUCAUGAGAGAGCUGGGGAGUGGCCUAUUUGGAGUAGUGCGCCUUGGGAAAUGGAGAGCGCAGUACAAAGUGGCCAUCAAAGCAAUUCGGGAAGGCGCGAUGUAUGAAGAGGAUUUUAUUGAAGAAGCCAAAGUAAUGAUGAAACUAACACAUCCUAAGUUAGUUCAGCUGUAUGGUGUGUGCACACAACAGAGACCCAUCUACAUUGUGACCGAGUUCAUGGAGCAUGGCUGCCUUCUGAAUUACCUAAGACAAAAACGUGGGGUUUUGAGUAAAGAUGUCCUGCUCACUAUGUGCCAAGACGUCUGUGAGGGAAUGGAAUACCUGGAGAGGAACAGCUUUAUCCACAGAGACCUGGCUGCCAGGAACUGCUUGGUGAAUGAUUUGGGGGUGGUUAAAGUAUCUGAUUUUGGGAUGACAAGGUAUGUCCUUGAUGAUCAGUACACAAGUUCCUCGGGGGCUAAAUUUCCUGUGAAGUGGUGCCCACCAGAAGUUUUCAAUUACAGUCGAUUCAGCAGCAAGUCAGAUGUCUGGUCAUUCGGUGUUUUAAUGUGGGAAGUGUUUACAGAAGGAAAAAUGCCCUUCGAAAAAAGUUCCAACUAUGAUGUGGUAACUAUGGUUAGCCAAGGACAUCGCUUGUACCGCCCCAAGCUGGCCUGCAAGCAAGUAUAUGAAGUCAUGAUGAUGUGCUGGCAGGAGAAACCGGAGGGACGCCCAACUUUUGAAGACUUGCUCCAUAUAAUCAUUGACAUUGCAGAGGGUGAAGAUGCUUUCUGAGAAACGGCAAUAUCAGCACAAGUACAGAAAAUAAACCACUUUCCAGAGA
Messenger RNA from Meleagris gallopavo (turkey), 2083 nucleotides. RefSeq names its product tec protein tyrosine kinase (gene TEC). Lineage: Eukaryota; Metazoa; Chordata; Aves; Galliformes; Phasianidae. Gene Ontology annotation, biological process: intracellular signal transduction; protein phosphorylation. The record is from RefSeq and is a predicted model, not a curated record. Gene Ontology annotation, molecular function: ATP binding; protein tyrosine kinase activity; protein binding.